CACAAGAUGAAGCUUGAAUUGGCUGUCUGAACCAUGCGUCAUGUGUGUGUGUUGCUUGAAAGAACCGAGGGCUUCGGGACCCUCGCCAGACCCUGCUUUUGGGUGGGUGACGAGUCUUCCACGCUUACUGCAUUGGGCAACAGUGCCCAGCCCCUGAAUUCAGGUGCCAAGGAGCCAAUUCAGUUCAACAACCUGCUUCCGAUGUAAUUGUAGUUAGUUCUUAGUGUUGUUGCGGUAUAUUUGAG
Molecule: messenger RNA, 245 nt
Organism: Parathielavia appendiculata
Lineage: Eukaryota; Fungi; Ascomycota; Sordariomycetes; Sordariales; Chaetomiaceae
Exons: 1
Coding region: 34-207 (57 amino acids)
Source: RefSeq, a predicted model, not a curated record